CCUAUCAAGUUCAACGAAUGAUAGUAUUCAAAAGGAAUUCUGUCAUGUGGUUGGAGAUGCAUUGACUUUUGCUUUACAUCAUAAUGCAACAACAACUAUGCCAACAAAGGAAUGGACAUAG
Messenger RNA from Entrophospora candida, 121 nucleotides. The record is from the annotation of a GenBank genome assembly. Lineage: Eukaryota; Fungi; Glomeromycota; Glomeromycetes; Entrophosporales; Entrophosporaceae.